ACUAAUUUCUAGGAACUGCUCUAUUUGGUAUUAGGACUCUGCCGGUGCCUCCAAUCCACAACAGGCAUGGAGCCAGAGCUCCCUGAGUGAAACAGUCCUGCUGGAUCGGGAUUUGUGCAGUUAUGGCUCAUUGAUGGAGCACCCACUCGGUGGAAAGUCAUCCAGUAAAGAAGAGAUCGAGGGAGGGGGUCAGCCACCUCUGGCACUGCUGCGCCUUCAGGAGCGCGACCUUAUUGAGCGUGCACGAGCAGAGCUCACUUGGAUUGAGGUUCUCAAAAGAAACUGUCGGGAAAAAGGCUCUGAAGAAAAGCUGCCAGCACUGCGCAAGAGGCAACGAGGUAUUCUGAUCAGGCUGCACCAGAAACGGAUAGAACUGAAAGCUCUUCAGAGCCGCUGUCUUACACAGAGUCGUGGAGCUACUAGUCAUGCUUCAGUAUCAACUGAGACUUCUGUUCCAAUGUACAAUGCUUCUGGAGUUCCUGAUGGUUCUGCCAGUGGCAUGCACUCAAGUGGCAUUAGCGAAAAUCGUGAGGCAUCAUUGCUCAGUGACCAACUCAGUGACCAGUCUAAGGAGUCAUCCCAACCUGAAGAGAUUCCAAGCAAGGUUGAACAGAAGUCAUCACUAGUCAACAGCUAUAUUUCUACAUUUGAGAGCAGUAGCACUUUUCCAGAGCUCCAGGAGGACUCAACUCAUUUAAAGCUCAAUGCCAGUAAACGGUUUUUGGAAAAGCGGCAGCAAAAGUUGCAGGAUCGGCGCAAGAAUGUGCAGCAAUUGCUCGAGUGGCAGAGGAAGCUCAAUGCACAGGAAGCAAGUGUACGUGCCCUUGAGCGCAGAGCCCUUGCUAGGCUUCGGGCACGUGGUGCGAAGACUCCACCGCAGAGCAAAUCGGACACCUCUGCCACAGCAGCUCCAGCUCAAGCAGAGAUGACAACUUCCAGAUCUAGAAAUGGUGGGGAAGUAAAAAGCUCAACAUAUCCUGAAGAUUCUUCAAUAGAGGAAGAGGUGUCUGAAGAAGUGGAUGUAAAGGUCACACCAACAACAGAAUCCAUCCAGGAAGAGGCAGCUGGGACAGAACCAACAAGUGGUGGCCAGCAUGAAUCAACUAUUGACAGCAAGAUUGUGGUGUCAGCUUCCUCUGAGGCAGAAGUCUCAACACAGACUGAGAAUGUCAUCAGGCACAGUAGCAGCAGUGGCCCUAAGAGCUUGAUGCUAAUCAAGAAGCCAUUAGUAGUCAGAAGAAAAAUUCGGCGAGACUCUAGCGGCUCUGAGGAUUCUUUCAACGUGUCACUUUCUGAAACAGCCUCGGACCAGAGCGACAUUGAGUGCCGAAUUAUAGCUCUAAGUCAGGAACUCAAGAAGCGGCAGUUAGAGGCAGAGCAUCUCAAGCGGGAGCAAAGACGUAGGCGCACUGAAGUGCUCCGUGAACGCGAGGAAUCUCUCAAGAAGCACAUAGAGCUGUAUGAUAAACUGAUUCAGCAAGCAAAGGAAGAGCUAGAGAAGGAGCUUGACAUUGCUCAGCAUGAAAAAGCACCGUUUGUAAAGCCACAGAUCAAGAAGCCCCGUGCUGCUGAACAGCGCAAACACCGGCUUGUGCAGUUGAGUUCUUCCGAGAGUGUGACACAGCCAGCAUCG
Messenger RNA from Dermacentor silvarum, 1633 nucleotides. Its product is annotated as centrosome-associated protein 350-like. The transcript is spliced from 10 exons. Gene Ontology annotation, molecular function: microtubule binding. The annotation marks the transcript as partial. The record is from RefSeq and is a predicted model, not a curated record. Gene Ontology annotation, cellular component: centrosome. Gene Ontology annotation, biological process: microtubule anchoring. Lineage: Eukaryota; Metazoa; Arthropoda; Arachnida; Ixodida; Ixodidae.